AUGUCCAACAAUAAACAAGAAGAUUUUGAUGACCUUGACGAUAUUCUCGAAAAUGCUUUAAAUGAAUUUGAUGAAGCACCAAAAACACCAUCAUCUGAAAAGAAAACAUCAGCAUCAUCACCUGUAGCAUCAUCUUCUGCUGAUGCUUCUUCAUCAUCAAACUUGGAACCAAAUGAUAUUGAUUUGGAUGAUAUUUUACAGAAAACAUUUACUCCACAAGAAAAGGAAGUUGUAAAUCAUUUAACAGAACAAGUGACUAAAUUUUUCAAUGAAUUGGAACAAACUGAAGGAGGUGAAAAGUCUAGUAAUUUCCAAAAUGCAUUACAUAAUACAUUAAAUUUAUUAAAUCAAAAUGUAGAAUCAAUGAAUGAUACAACAAAUACUUCUAAUACUGGUAGUAGUAGUGGUGGUGAUAAUUCAGGAGAAGAAGAACCAGUUGAUGAAGGAGCCUUUUCAAAUCUUUUACAAAGUAUGAUGGAAGUACUAAUGUCACCUGAUAUUCUUAGACAACCAAUGGAAGAAUUAAGAGAAAAAUAUCCAAUAUGGUUGGAUCAAAAUAGAGGAAAAGUUGCUGAUGAAGAAUAUCAACGUAUUCAAAAACAAUAUGAUUUAUGUUGUAAAAUUUGUAAUGUUUAUGAAACGAGCAAGUAUCCAGAUGCUAUUGAUGAAUUGAUAGAAUUAAUGAAAGCAAUGCAAGAACAAGGUCAACCACCAGAAGAAAUUGUUAGUCAAUUAUCUAAAGCUGAAGGAGGUUCUGAAGAAGAAUCUCAAGUUCAAAAACUUUUACAAGGACUCAAAUUUACUGAUGCUGCAGGAGGUGCUGGUGGUAAAGGAGGUUGUCCAACUCAAUAA
Naegleria gruberi is the source of this 852-nucleotide messenger RNA. RefSeq names its product Peroxin 19 (Pex19), putative. The record is from RefSeq and is a predicted model, not a curated record. The transcript is spliced from 2 exons. NCBI's taxonomy places the organism in Eukaryota, Heterolobosea, Eutetramitea, Acrasida, Naegleriidae. Bases 1 to 852 code for a protein of 283 amino acids. Gene Ontology annotation, biological process: protein import into peroxisome membrane. Gene Ontology annotation, cellular component: peroxisome; peroxisomal membrane.